Molecule: messenger RNA, 1658 nt
Organism: Labeo rohita (rohu)
Lineage: Eukaryota; Metazoa; Chordata; Actinopteri; Cypriniformes; Cyprinidae
Gene: c9h3orf38
Product: chromosome 9 C3orf38 homolog
Exons: 3
Coding region: 88-945 (285 amino acids)
Source: RefSeq, a predicted model, not a curated record
GGAAGCAACUGCUUGUUCUACUUUCACAUAGCACAGAUCCACAGUAGGAGUAUGUAGGAUGUGUAGCCUGACAUAACUUAUGUAAGUAUGUCAAAGUUGUCAACGAAAGAGCAAAGUGGCUGUCGAAAACUGUUAAGAUUAUUACCUCUGGACGACUUGUUCGCCCUUAAAGACACAGUAACGAAUCGACUGAUCGCCGUAGAGAGCACGCAAGAGGCCAUUGAGGCCAUCAUAACGUACUCACAAGAUGCUGAGGAGCUCCUCAAGAGAAAGAAGGUACACCGGGAUGUCAUUUUUAAGUAUCUUGCCAAUGAAGGAGUUGCCAUGCCCCCUAAUAGUGAGAAACAACAGCUGAUCAGGAGGACCCUUGAGUACUGGUCGUUUGGUGAGAUCUCAAGGCGUGAGAAGUACACAGUUGUUUCGAAUGAUGUUGGAGAUGGUCUGUCAGACCUUCCAGCUUUGGGAAAACAGUUCUGCCAGUGGUUCUUCACCCUUCUGAACUCGCAAAACCCCAUUCAAGGGCAGCCGGCUCAAGACUGGGGUCCUCAGCAUUUCUGGCCGGAUGUGAGACUUAGGCUUCUCUUACGUACUGGAGAUCAGCGUUCAGAUGAGUUCAACGGAGCAGAGAUGGUCAGUCAGCGGCUUCAUGCUUUUGCAGGACAAGAGCGUCUGUUGUUCUGCCCGAACUUGGAGGGUCAGGGGUUAAAGUGUAUAUCUUCAGCCCACGGACUGGUGUUAGUGGCCAUAGCUGGGACCAUCCACCGUGACAAUGCCUGCCUUGGGAUUUUCGAGAAAGUGUUUGGGCUCAUUCGCUCACCAGUGGACGAUAAUCGCUGGAAAAUAAAGCAUGUGAAUAUAAAAGUGGAAGCACAAGGUGCCAUCACAGACAGACAGUUACCAGUUAUUACAUAUGACUCUAAAGAUUUGCUGAGCCUUUGCGAUUGAGAGUCAAAGAAAGGUUGACUUGGCAGUGAAGAGAUGCACUGUGUUAACGUGGAAACAGCUUUACUGUGGGAUAGAUAUUCAUCUGUAAAGGAUCUUUGUUUGUUUGUUUUUUUUUUUUUUUUUGUUUUUUGUUUUUUUUGACUUGGAGAGUUUCCUGUCAGUUUGAAUCCUAGCAAAAUAUUUUAGAUUUAUCAUUAUUAAUAUUUUAUAUAAAAAUCUAAAUUAAUGUUUAUUAAGAUGGAUUAAAAAACUUAGUUAUAUUUAUGAAGUAAUUUUAUGAAAAUUGGCCUAACAACAGAAUUUUAAUUUGUCCUUCAAAUUACUCCAAAAUAGAAAAAAAAAAGUAAAAACAUGUAUACAAAUUUGGGCUUUUUAGUCAUUUUAGUUUAUAUGUGAAACAGACAAAACCACAUUACCACUUUAAAGUCUUGAUUUAUUUUUGUUUACCUAAAUCUAAAUGGAUUUUUUUUUUAAUUCACUUUUUUUUUAUUCUGUUUUUUAUAUAUAUAAUAUUAUUUUGAAUAUUAUUUUUUACUUUUGGUAUUUUGGGUAGGCUAGAAUUCAAACUCUGGAAAAUUAAAGUCAUCUUUAGCUCCAUAAUAUUUUAAGAUCAUCCCUAAAAUACCUAUAAUAUGUUGAUUCCUUCUGAUUAUUUGUAAGUACUUUUAUCAAUUCUUGGAUGAUUUACCAGUAAAAUAUCUGUUCAGAACAUC